This is a messenger RNA of Polyodon spathula (Mississippi paddlefish), 5299 nucleotides long. RefSeq names its product POZ-, AT hook-, and zinc finger-containing protein 1-like. Lineage: Eukaryota; Metazoa; Chordata; Actinopteri; Acipenseriformes; Polyodontidae. The coding region runs from base 143 to 2374 and encodes 743 amino acids. The transcript is spliced from 6 exons. The record is from RefSeq and is a predicted model, not a curated record. Gene Ontology annotation, biological process: regulation of immune system process; negative regulation of transcription by RNA polymerase II; regulation of cytokine production. Gene Ontology annotation, molecular function: protein binding.
UUCACAGGAAGCUGGGGGGCUGCCAUUUUUCUGCAAACAGUUUUUUUUUUUAGAUGCAAAGAAGUGGGGUUGGUGUCUGACUCCUAAUUGAAUUUGUAUUUUUUUUUUUUUUUUUUUUUAGCGAGGACUCUGCACGAAUGCCAUGGAGCGCAUUUCGGAGCAGCCGUGGAAUUCCUCGUACACCUACCAGGUGAGUAAACACAGCGACGAGAUGCUUCACAACCUCAACGACCAGAGGAAAAAUGGAGGAAGGUUUUGCGAUGUUAUCCUGCGGGUCGGGGAAGACAGCUUCCCGGCUCACAAAGCCGUGCUGGCGGCCUGCAGCGAGUACUUCGAGUCGGUCUUCAGCUGUCAGGCGGAAGGGGGCGGCGAGACCAAAGAGCUGGAGAUGCACACGAUCAGCGGCAAAGUUUUUAAGGACAUUUUAGACUUCGCGUACACUUCGAAGAUUGUCGUCAGACUCGAGUGCUUCCCCGAGCUAAUGACAGCCGCCAAGUUUCUCCUGAUGAGGUCCGUGAUUCGGAUAUGCCAGGAGGUUAUCAAGCAAUCCAAUGUCCAGAUCCUGGUCCCGCCGGCUAGGGGUGAUCUGGCUCUGUUCCGAACCGGAGCGCCCGAUCUGGGGUUUCCAUCGGACAUGGCAAAUGGGUCCGGUUUGGUGGGGUCCGUGUUCGGGACCAAUGAACAGGCGCUCGACAGCGACGUUAACACCCAAGCGACGGGUGGCCUUUCCUUGACAGACAGCAGCCCAUCUGCGAUUCCUGCGGGUCUGCAGACGGUAGGACGGCUGCCCGUGAAGCCCACACAGCUGUCCCCGCUGCUUGCCGUGGCGAAUCCGUUUCAAAACGUGGCGAGCGGCGCCGCUCAGGUUGGAGCGGGAGGGAAGCGGGGCAGAGGGCGGCCCAAGAAAGCCCCGGCGGUGGAUCCCAUGCUCUUCGCCGGCCCGGCCGUUGCAAAGGAGCUGGGAAUCUUCCCCUGCGGACUGUGCGGAAAGAUUUUCAGCGACGGCGUUCGGCUCAGGAACCACGAAGCCCAGCACAGCGCGCCCAGCAUCAGUCUUCACAGCAUGGGCAACUCCGAAAACGGGGUUCCGAUCCACAUCGGGGUCGCAGACGGCACUCGGAAGCGGGAGAGGACCAGGAGGCACGUCGGGUGCGACAUUUGCGGAAAGGUGUUUCGGGACGUUUAUCACCUCAACCGGCACAAGCUCUCUCACUCCGGGGAGAAGCCCUACGCCUGUCCGGUGUGCGGGCUGCGUUUUAAGAGGAAGGACCGGAUGUCUUACCACGUUCGGUCUCACGACGGCUCGGUCGGGAAGCCCUACGUGUGUCAGACCUGCGGAAAAGGUUUCUCCAGGCCGGACCACCUAAACGGACACAUCAAGCAGGUGCACACCUCGGAGAGACCCCACAAGUGUCAGACCUGCAAUGCCUCCUUUGCCACACGAGACAGGCUGCGCUCCCACCUGGCGUGCCACGAGGAUAAAAUCCCAUGCCAGGUGUGUGGCAAGUUCCUGCGGGCCGCCUACAUGACGGACCACCUAAAGAAGCACAGCGAGGGUCCGCACAACUACUGCAGCAUCUGCAACAAAGGUUUCUCCACUGCUUCCUACCUAAAGGUCCAUGUAAAAAGCCACCACGGGGCCGCCCUCCCCGACAGCCCCCCCUUUACUGAGCAGAGGGAUCAGCCCCAGAACGGGGGCGCGGGCUUCCACACGGGCAGGACUUGUGCUGUCGAAGACUUUUGUGCCAGUCAGAGGCUGCUGGUCAGUUUCCCUGAAGCAGAGGUGCGUUUCCGAGGGCUGCCUGCCGCGGCCCCGCCCACGCUGCCCUUCUGCCCUCCUCCCAUUGGCUUCCAGCCCGAGGUGUUGCUGGGGAAACCUGGCGCUCAGUAUUUUUGGGAAUGCCGGGCGGCCGGCCUGCCUGGGCGUCACGCAGACGGACAAGAGGACCUGCAGAAAUGCCCCCACCAAGACCCACAGGACAGCUCAGACAACUCCUUCGGGGAGCUGUCUGACGGGAGCGAUCUCAAGUCUCACCACAAGGUGGAGGAAGAGAGUGUCUCGUUCCAGUGCGAGGCGGGAGGAGGGGGCGAGGCCAGGGGUGACAGCAAGUCGAAGAACGAGAUGGAAAAAAAGCACACCUGCCCGGACUGCGGCAGCAGUUUCCGCUCCAGGUCCCACCUGAACAAGCACGUGCAGAGGGCUCACUGCCCCCAGAAGGGCAUGCAAGCGCUGGGGGAACUGGCCCCCUUCUCCCCGCAACAGAACAUGUCCCUCCUUGAGUCUUUCGGCUUCCAGAUUGUCCAGUCCGCUUUUGCAUCCUCGCUGACUGAUCCCGAGGCUGGGCACAGCGGGAUGAACAUGGGGGGGAAGUGACUCCCCGAGACUGCCCCCACACCUCAGUUUCACUGAGCUAAACUGAGAGGGGGCAUCGGUACCACCGCCACCAUUUAGCUGUGCUGAUCCUGCGGGUGAUUCCCAGCGAUUUGAGAGGAGAGGUCCAUGCAGAACUGGAGUCAAGGGGCAACUUGGUUUUAUAUUUAUAUAUAUUAAAACCAAAUAUCUCAAAUAUUUUCUCAUGUCAUAUAUAAGGUUACAUGUACUGUGCUGUAAUGAGAAAUGUAAUGAUCUGUUAGUUUUUAUUUUGCCAGUGUCAGCUGAUAUUUUCUUCUGCUCCUCAUCCUCAGUCUGACCCUGGCAGUGCGCCCCGUGCGUGCAUGUGUGUGUGUUUGUGCGCGUGCGUGUGUCCGUCCGCACUCUUACACCAGAUCGGGAGGGGUUGAAGGCAUUGUAUUUAAUUGUAUUUAUUUUUGAGUUGAGGUUUCUUCUCUAGUUGCUGUCGCGCUCCUUGGCACCGCACCUCUCCACAGUUCAGGACCCUUGGCAGAAGUUGCCCCAGUGCUGUGCAGAGGGGCUCCUGUUUACGAGUCACGCUGUAGAGCAGGAGUAGGCAGGGAGGUGCUUCCUGGGCGGUUUCUGAACGGAGCCAGGUUUGCACUGCAGCAGCAGUUUGGUAGAUAAUGCAUGGCAGACCUGCAAUGGUUCAUCACGCUGACCUCGGACGCUGGCAUUGCCGGGGAACUCCAAGAGACCUAGCCAGACUGAGUGUCCUUUACCUCCCCAUGGCAUGUAUAUAGGGUUUGUAUUCCAGGAUAACGAGCAGAAGCUUGCAGAGUGCUUCGGAAGACCCUCGUAACCCUUUUCUAGGAAUCCUUUCAAGCACAGUAGUGUGUAAAGUACAAUCAUCUGUAUUGUAGGAACAAUACAGAUGUGCUUUUGUUCUUUGUUGUUUAAUACAGGCGUAUUCAGAAUUGUGUUUCUGUGCUGCCAGCACUGUCGGGUGAAUCAGGUCUACUGGACCACACCCGCUCAGCAAGAGUUUAGUGGAAGUUUUAGCCGAAUUUAAAAAGACACGGUUGUCAAAUACUUUUUAUGUAUUGGAGAAAGUAAAAUAAUACAAAUUUGUUUUGUAUUUGUUUUAAAAUAUUACAUGUACUUGAGUUUUUGGUCCUGGCUGUUGAAGGCUGCGUGACCAGAAUGGGUCUCUCGUUUAAACUCUGUGUCGAUUGGGCAGGGAUUCACUUUCUGGAGGCAGGAAUCGUUUUCUGCUCUCUUCUUUGGACAGGGAUUCGACACAAAUGCAAGCAGAAUGAAAAUGCCUAUAUAAAUGUAUUAUUAUGCUGGCUAGCACUGAAAGCACUCUGCUGAUUGAGGUGUAAGUAGUGUGUGCUUGAUACGGAGGGGGUGUCUCAUCUCUCCGGAGAAAGACGCAGUCUAAUAAAUGUGACCACCAUUGACCUGGCUUGUACAGAAAUCCCUAAUGGAUUACUCUUGGGGAAGCCAAGAUCUAUUUUAACAAGUAAUGUAGUUUAGCUCCAGCUUGUAAUCUUACUUGGUAAUUUCAAGUACAGGCAGGUUCCCACAUCAUGAGCCUCAGAGGGUUUAUAUAGCGGGGCAAAGAACAAUGGAUCUGUAUCAAUAGGAUGGUCUGACCAAUCCAAUUCCAUUGAUCAGCCUGAUUGAAACUGACUGAACACAGCUCUCAUGUUUCUGAAAAUCUGUAAAUAGUAAGUAACAGAUUGUUUUGCAGUGGCAGGAAGUCUGAUUGGUCCGUUUGUUUAGACCCUGGAAACAGCAUUCCCAUUAGAAAGCAAUUCAGCAGAAUUGAACACACAGUGUCUCGGGUAGCCUUCAGCACAGUGCAUUGACCCUCAUAACCUGAAGCCAGACUCCCAUUGCAGAGCAGUUUGAUCAAUUCCUGGUUUUACUAAGAGUUUCAUAAUAAGACCUACCUCGAAUCAAGCCCAUGGUGAAAGCUGGAAUGGGUGAAACUGCUCGCAGUAGAGGUCUUAUUUCCAUCCAUGCAUAUAAACUCUUAUCAAAGUUCAUGUGAAUGCAAACCGAGAAGCCUGGGGUCCAAGUGUAUGCGUUGUAUGGGUAGAGGGCGACUCCUACCGUCUUGCUUUGAUGCUCUUGUGUUUUUAACUGCUGUAAUGGUGGUAAGGCAGUCUUCUUUCAUUUUGUUAUUGAUUGCAUCUGUUUUUUGUAUUUUCCUGUUGCUAUUAAACGACAUUUUGCGUCAGGUUGGAACGUGACUUUAAAACUGGGCAAGAGAACUCCAAUAAAGGGCUGUUUUCAACAUGCGGCAUAAUCCGGGAAUGUGGAAUAUCUGGACCCCCUGUAAUUAUAGACCCAGUUAACCCUUUCGGUGUCUCUGCAAGUACUGACCGGACCCAUAAAUCCCAUUUACCAAAAUAUAUGUAAUUUUUUUUUUUUUUUUUUUUUAAAGUGUCCAGCGUCCUGCUCUCAUGUACACUUGGUAAAGAAGUGUGGAUUGUGUGGCUUCACUUUCUUCAGCUCCACAAAACGAAUUCAGGACUGCCAGGGUUCAUGCGUUUACGUGUCUCAGAAGAUCAAUGUAUAUAAGUGGCCUGGAGAAAGGGUCUCUUGCAGGGUACGGGGUCUCACUGGGGUUGAGAUCUGAACCAGUCAGCGGGCAAGGCUGCAGUAGCGGUGCAAAGUGCCUUUCGGAGCCCGUUUGCAUGCAGCUAUAGGGAGCGGAAAGGAGCUGUGGCGCAUAUGCAAUAACCCUAGAAGCAGGCUUUUAAACACAAUGUACAUUUUUAGAAAAACAAAUCUGAACGUGAACUUGACUGACUGUUGAUUGGCUGGGCGUUUGUGUUAAGCGACGUUUUGGUUCUUUCCUCUUUGUUUUUGUAUUGAUAGACGCAUACCUUUUCCAGAGGGGAGUGUUGGGUUUGUACACUGUUUUAACUCGGUAGUCUCUGUAUGUUUUGAUGU